GAAGGAGGCGGCGGCGGCGGCCUCGGCAACGGCGGCGGAGGACAAGAGAAGGGAUAACCUACAAAAAUGUAAUUCCAGACAGAGGUUAUUUUGCCCCGACCAAAUGCCAGCAUGUACAGGCUAGGAGAGAAACCCAAGCGUCGGCUACGGGCUCACAGCUCCAGCAUCCGAAACGUCGAAAUCGCCCGAGGCAGAGCGGGAUAUGGCUUUACUCUUUCUGGCCAAGCUCCCUGCGUGUUGAAUUCUGUUUUAAAAGGAAGUCCGGCCGAUUACGUGGGACUGAAGGCAGGGGAUAAAAUAUUUGCCAUCAACGAAAUCAAUGUGAAAAGGGCCUCCCACGAAGACGUGGUGAAGCUGAUCGGCAAAUGCUCGGGGGUUUUGCACAUGGUCAUCGCCGAAGGGUUCGGUCAUGCGGAAGCUUGUUCCAGCGAGGAAGAAGAGGGCCUUUAUGACGGAAAAGGGUGGCCAAAGACCAUGCUUGACCUGAAAGGCCCGGGUAUAAACCGGGCGGUGAAAGUGGUUGAGGAAAUGCAAUCCGGUGAAAUUUUCAACAUGAUCUUCGAAAAUUCUAAUAUUGGCCCGAGCGAGACACAGGUGCCAAAAAGAAAGGAAAAGUCUGUCCACGAGGGGGCCAAGUUGGAAACAGAAUCUCCGCUGACAAACGAUAAACCCCACGUCCUGUACGAUGAGCAGGCCCAGACCGCGAACCACAACUCGGUUUUUCAAGCUUGCCCGGAAGACCAGGAAUGUGGUGCAAUUGACGCCAGCGUUUUGAACGUGGCCAUGAUUGUGGGAUACUUGGGGUCCAUCGAGCUCCCUUCUUCCAGCUCAAAUCUGGAAUACGACAGCUUGCAGGCCAUCCGUGGCUGCAUGCGCCGCCUUCGGGCCGAGCAACGCAUCCAUUCGUUAGUGGCCCUACGGAUCAUGCAUGAUGCCGUCCAGCUGUGCACAAACCCGUCCAUCGUGAUUGCAACCUAUCCAGCCGAGAAGCUGGCCUUCAGCGCGCUCUGUCCCGACGACAAGCGAUUUUUUGGACUGGUCACCAUGCAGAGCAUCGAGGAGGCAAGCUUAGCUCCGGAGGAUGACGCGAUCCUGAGGACGUCCUGUCACGUCUUUAUGGUGGAUCCUGAGCUCUUCAGUCAUAAAAUUCACCAGGGCAUUGCCCGGCGGUUCGGAUUGGAAUGCACGGCCGAUCCGGACACCAAUGGCUGCCUCGAGUUCCCCUUGUCAUCUUUCCCGGUCCUUCAGUUUGUCUCUGUCCUUUACAGGGACAUGGGGGAUUUCAUUGACGGGGUGCGGGCCAGGGCCUUCCUAGACGGAGACGCGGACGCCCAGCGGAACAACAGCAUGAGCAGUAACAGCGAUAGCGGGAUCGGGAACGUCAAUCAGGAGGAAAAAAGUCGGGUUUUAGUGGUAGACUUAGGCAGCAACUCCAACAAACACCCGCUUAGCAAUCUCCAGAGCAGUCCAAUAAACAGAGCUCAGAAUCCCCACUGGAGUUUUGGUCAUGAACAAGAAAACGUAGGCUUAGUUCCCACGUUCCAGAACGACAAAUCUCAAAACCUUAGUACGUUUCUGGCCUCUUCGGCUCACGCUGAAGUCCCGGGGCCUUUGUCCAAAGCCUCAGGUCAGAAGAUCCCCGGGGACCAUCAGAGGUGGUUGCCUGCCCACGUGCUGAAAGACUGGCAGCAGGGAUGCCUGAGCGACCAAGAGUCGUACACGGACUCUACCGACGGUUGGUCGAGUGUCAACUGCGGGACGCUUCCGCCUCCCAUGAGCAAAAUCCCAGCAGACAGAUACAAGGUCAGCGGCGGCUUCACUCCGCCUCAUCUCCUGUCCCCAAAGAAAGAGCCGGCGGAGAAAGAAUUUCAGAGGGAGGAUCGCUUGGAUUCUCGACAGGGCUUCAGGUCCCCCCAAGAAGACAAGAAGGGCACAAAAUUCGGACCCGCUUUUGGAUUGGUGCAACUCUUCCAUCCCUCUUCUUCGGCUCGGAGAUCGUUUGGGCGCUCCAAGAGAUUCAGCGUUACCCGUUCGCUCGAGGAUCUUGAGUCUACAACCGUGUCUGAUGGAGAGCUGAAUCACAGUGACUUGAAAGAUGGCACCAGUGACACCAGCCUCAGCAGCAAUGCCAGUCUGCCCAGUGUCCAGAGCUGCCAACGACAACGCGACAGAAGAGUUGCCAGUUGGGCUGUUUCCUUUGAGCGCCUCCUUCAAGAUCCCCUUGGUAUUCGAUAUUUCUCUGAUUUUUUACGGAAGGAGUUUAGUGAAGAAAACAUUCUGUUUUGGCAAGCCUGCGACUAUUUCAAUCACAUACCUGCUCACGACAAAAAGGAGCUUUCCUUCAGAGCGCAGGAGAUCUUUAAUAAAUAUUUAUGCAGCAAAGCUACGACUCCGGUCAAUAUUGACAGCCAAGUCCAGCUGGCGGACGACGUCCUGACUGCACCGCAUCCGAACAUGUUCAAAGAUCAGCAGCUUCAGAUUUUCAAUUUGAUGAAGUUUGACAGCUAUGCACGCUUUCUGAAGUCUCCGUUUUACCAACAAUGCGUGUUAGCCGAAGUGGAAGGCCGUCCGGUCCCCGAUCCACAGUGGGUUCCAAACAGCCCUACUCUGAAGUCCAGUUUCGGUCCUGAAAUGUUCAGUGUUUCCACUUCGAGAAAGUUAGGUGGAAAAGCCAAGUCUGGGCGCUCCUUAAAUGAAGAAUCUGGAGAAGAAGAUGGCGAGAAAAAGAAAAAAGGGACUUUCUUUUCCUGGUCGAGAAGCAAGAGUUUGGGGAGGUCACAGAAGAAGAAGGAGAAUGGCAGUUGCCUCAAAGAGUCUUCUCAGCCUGGUGAGCUCUCCUAUCGACAUCAAUCACAAGAUUCCUUGUCUUCAGCUGCGAGUCUGGAGAUGGGUGAGCCCUGCCGAGCCUCGGGACCCCCCACCACAAAAGAGAAGCCCCCUCAGAGUUGCCACGUCCACCUCCCAGAUGGCUCCACUUCGGUCAUGCCCGUCCGAGGUGGGGCCUCCAUCAAAGAGGUGCUCUCCGGCUUCUGCGAAAAGCAGCGGAUCAGCAUGGCUGCCGUCGACCUCUUUUUAAUCGGCGGGGACAAGCCACUCGUACUACACCAGGACAGCAGCAUUUUGGAUUCUCAAACUCUCCGCUUAGAAAAAAGGACAUUAUUUCGGCUUGACCUGGUCCCUAUAAACAGAUCGGUCGGUUUAAAGGCUAAACCCACCAAGCCGGUCACGGAAGUCCUUCGUCCAGUCGUUGCAAAAUAUGGACUGAAUCUUAAUAACCUCGUGGCCAGACUAAACGGCGAGCAAGAUCCCUUAGACCUCGGGGCACCCAUCUCCAGCCUUGAUGGGCAGAGGGUGAUUCUGGAAGACAAGAUUUCGAAAAAGGGGAAAGACAAGGGAAAAGGAGCAUCCUUAAAACACAGUGCGACUGUAGCCACUAAUGCAGGAAGCCAAGCACUCACAGGCGAAGGAAGACCUGUUGGAAAGCACAAUUCUUUUAAAUUAAAAGGCGAGCCGGGGAAAAACUCCCGAGAAGCCCACCUGGCCCCCAAAGAAGCCCGCCUUGCUCAGACUGAAAAAAACACACGCCAGCAUUUGAAUUUGGAAGAAGCAGAGGAAUUUUUCGAACUUGUAUCCAAAGUCCAGAGCAACCGAGCUGACGACCAGCGAGGGUUGCUACGCAAAGAAGACCUGAUUUUGCCUGACUUCCUUCAAAUGCCCCCGUGCCAGGCCGGCAUUUCCACAUCUGUCCCCUGGGAACCUGCGGGCCCUUCCGCGAGAACGCCUCAUCCUGACGGUCAGGAGGAAAGCAGCCCGGAGGAGCGAAGUUGCCCGCAACCCCCAAGCGACUCGGUGGCUGGACAACGAGGUCCAGAGAAGGCACUGGGGCUGCCCAUGGCCCUUGGUCAGGCGGCCGGCAAGGGACCCGUCCCCGCCACUUCUCCCCGCCCCCCGAAUCUGCUUUUGCAGGGCAACCCGAGAUGGAAAGAAGAGGUGGAGACGAUGGAGGAAGAAGACGUGAUCGUGGCAGACCUCAGCCUGGUGCCCAAGGGGGACAUCGGCAGCCCCCCAAACCGCAGGCUGACCCUCUCUGAGACGGGAAGCCCCACUGAGUCCAAAAUGGCCUCCGAGAAAUUCAGACCAGGUCCGCUCCAUAAGCCUAGAACCCACCCCCGAGGGAGUGAGGGAAGCCUCGAAGACCCAACCUGCCCAAACCUUCAUCGUGACGUCUGCCCUGCCGGGAUCAGGAAGGAAAUUGGCAGACCUGAACUCCCAAUCCAUGGCGUCAUCGAUGUGGACAGCGUGACAACAUCGCAAGGCCCACCGUGGUUUUGUCCUGAACCAGAGAGCCGCGUCCUUUUCCACGGCGGUGUCUCCGAGUUCAGGGCCGGCCAGCCAAGAAGACCAUCGAGAACUCAAAGGACAUCCAGCCUCCCCGCUUUCUCAGCUGCCGGGAGCGAGAAGAAAGAGGAGAACGAGGGCCCUUGCAAGGCCACUUUCGUUUGAACGUCUGGAUGCACAACUCGGGGGGCUUUGGCUUCCUGUGGCAUUCGCCUGUGGAACCACCAUGGGUGCAGUGGUUAGAGUGCGGUACUGCAGGCUACUUCUGCUGCCUGUCGACUGCCUGCAAUUUGGCAGUUCAAAUCUCACCCGGCUCAAGCUUGACUCCACCUUCUGUCCUUCCGGAGUGGAUAAAAUGAGAACCCAGAUUGUGUGGGGUAAGAGGCUGACUCUGUAAACCGCUUA
Pseudonaja textilis is the source of this 4743-nucleotide messenger RNA. RefSeq names its product regulator of G protein signaling 12 (gene RGS12). Gene Ontology annotation, molecular function: protein binding; GTPase activator activity. Gene Ontology annotation, cellular component: nucleus; cytoplasm; plasma membrane. The record is from RefSeq and is a predicted model, not a curated record. Lineage: Eukaryota; Metazoa; Chordata; Lepidosauria; Squamata; Elapidae. Gene Ontology annotation, biological process: regulation of G protein-coupled receptor signaling pathway; signal transduction.